UCCUUUGUUUUCUCCGCAACCACAUCAACCUCCUCAACACUAACAGUCCAUGCCAGUCGCGUGCGUGACAAACUCUAGAACUACUUCAACAUGGGAUCUAAGACCCCCGAGGGAUAUCGGCAGGAACCCGAUGCCCCCAACUCCUCCGACUUCAAGCCCGCCAACCCUCAAGUCAAGGCCUCUCGAAAUGGCUCCGGCUCUGCGGACUUGGAUCGAGGGAUCAUCAGCGACGAUGAUGACGACGACGACAAUUCGAAGGAAGAAAAUGGGGUGAACGGAGCCUCGACUGCUGACAAGAAACAAAAGAAACGCAAGAGAUCCAAGAAGAAGAAGAAGACCACCCCCACCGCGCAGACCACCCCACCGCGGGUGCCGCUCUCCACCCUCUUCCCGUCCGGCCAGUACCCGCGCGGAGAACUCGUCCCCUACGCCGAGGACGAGAACACCGCCCGCACGACCGACGAAGAACUGCGCUACAACUCUCGCCUCUGGGAUGACGACUUCCUGCCCGAUUACCGCAAGGCGGCCGAGGUCCACCGCCAGGUCCGGCAGUAUGCCCAGCGGGAACUGAUCAAGCCGGGCGCCAGCCUCACCGCCAUCGCCGAAGGGAUCGAGGACGGCGUGCGCGCGCUCACCGGCCACCAGGGCCUGGAACCCGGCGACGCUUUUCAUGCGGGCAUGGGGUUUCCGACCGGCCUCUGUCUGAACAAUGUGGCGGCGCACUGGACGCCGAACCCUGGCGCCAAGGAUGUCAUUCUGGAUAAGAACGACGUUCUCAAGGUGGACUUCGGGGUCCAUGUGAAUGGGCGCAUUGUCGACUCCGCGUUCACGGUCGCGUUCGAGGACAAGUACGAUAACCUUCUUACUGCGGUCAGGGAGGCGACCAAUACCGGUAUCAAGCAUGCCGGUAUUGAUGCGAGAAUGGGCGAAAUCGGCGCAGCCAUCCAGGAGGUGAUGGAAAGCUACGAGGUCGAAAUCGAUGGGAAGACCCGCCCCGUCAAGGCCAUCCGAAACAUUACCGGGCAUGACAUUCUGCGCUAUCAGAUUCAUGGCGGGAAGCAAGUCCCGUUCAUCAAGAGCAACAAUCGCGACAAGAUGGAGGAAGGAGAGGUGUUCGCCAUCGAGACGUUUGGAAGCACCGGCAAGGGGUAUCUAGAGGAUGAUGUGGGCCUCUACGGCUACGGUAGAAACACCGACGUGUCCGGUGCCAACCUGCGUCUCGCAUCUGCGAAGUCGCUGCUGAAGACCAUCGAUUCGAAUUUUGGGUCGAUUGUUUUCUGUCGUCGGUAUCUGGAGAGACUCGGGGUGUCCCAUUAUCAUCUCGGGAUGAAAAACCUGAUCGAUAACGGUAUUGUCGAGUCUUAUGCGCCGCUUGUCGACGUGAAGGGCUCCUACACCGCCCAGUUCGAACAUACCAUUCUCCUCCACAGCGGCGGCAAGGAAGUUAUCAGUCGUGGUGACGAUUACUAGGUUAGCUAGUCGGCCGUUUGACAUCUAUAGACGAUGUCGCUGGCGUUCUGCUUUGCCUGUUUAUUUUUGACUAAGUAAUGCUUCGCUGAACCCUUCGAUGACCUCGGAUUGAACAUCCGUUCAGGUACUUGUUCGUUCGAUUUCUGAUUGCUGCAUCUUUUGUUGCCUUGGGUGCGCUGCCACGUAGCAAGGCAUCCUAGUCCAGUCAUUACCUCCAUUUGAAUAUGAACCACCGGUUUACUGAUCGAGCUUCACUCUCCGCCGCACUGUGACGAUAGACGUAGUAUAGGACACAACUCCUACUAGAUAGCCCCUAUGAUACUGUUAUCUCUCAAGCGGUUAUAUGAUCAUGCGAAUGAGGACCAGGAGAGC
Messenger RNA from Aspergillus uvarum CBS 121591, 1842 nucleotides. Its product is annotated as putative methionine aminopeptidase, type II. The transcript is spliced from 7 exons. Gene Ontology annotation, molecular function: metalloaminopeptidase activity. NCBI's taxonomy places the organism in Eukaryota, Fungi, Ascomycota, Eurotiomycetes, Eurotiales, Aspergillaceae. Gene Ontology annotation, biological process: proteolysis. The record is from RefSeq and is a predicted model, not a curated record. Bases 91 to 1470 code for a protein of 459 amino acids.